Messenger RNA from Lates calcarifer (barramundi perch), 1590 nucleotides. Its product is annotated as cobalamin trafficking protein CblD-like. Gene Ontology annotation, biological process: cobalamin metabolic process. Gene Ontology annotation, cellular component: mitochondrion. NCBI's taxonomy places the organism in Eukaryota, Metazoa, Chordata, Actinopteri, Centropomidae. The record is from RefSeq and is a predicted model, not a curated record.
CGCGAACUACGCAGGAGUCAUUUGUCCCUCGUCACUUCCCGUCGUAUGGUAUGACGACAGCGCAGUUACGUGCGAGUUGACAGGUUAUAAACAAAACACAGAAGAAGACGGACCACAAUGUCAAGCGGAGUGCUGUGUGGUCGAGGCAGGUUGGUCUUAUCUCAGACAGCCGGCCGCCAAGCAUUAGCUGCCCUCAGAGUUGGCAGAACCAGAACCUUCUCUGCUGCAAGCUCAGAUGAACCUUACAUAACUGUAUCACCCACAGACUCAGGCCCCAGGACUGUGUGGCCUGAUGAGAACAUGGGACCAUUCGGACCUCAGGACCAGCGCUUCCAGUUACCAGGUAAUGUUGGAUUUGACUGUCACCUGGAGGGCAUGGCAGACCAAAAGAAGGCUCCAGUCCACAGGACGGUCCCUGACGUACUGACGGCCCCAGGCAGCACAGAGAGACACCAGUUUAUACUGGCCCAGUUUGUCAGUGAAUUCCAGGGAAAACUGGGUCCUAUAUCCAUGAGAGUCCACAAAGCCGAGCAGUACUUUAAUCAGACAGACACAGACUGCUCGAUAAAUUCCUGCCCUGAGCUGUUAAGAAAAGAUCUGGAGCUGCUCUUCCCCUCAGCACCCAACACCUCCAUCACAGUUGUAACGGUCACACAGAGGAGCAGUCAGCGUGAGGAGACAGCAGAGCAGGUCGGAGAUCAGCUGAUGCACAGAUUUGUGAGUGGUGCUAAGGAGAUGUGCUUUGCUCUGUGGACAGCAGGAUACUGGGCAGACUUCAUCGACCCAACAACAGGAGCAGCUUUCUUUGCAGUCUCCAACAAGUCAAACCAACUGCAAACAGAGGAGGAGCUGAGACAUUUGGGCUUUCACAUUGAGGUAUCGGGCUCCUGCACAGUUAUCCGCCACAUCCUGAGAGGAACACCUUUGUUUGUGGGGACCGUUUUCACUAAUGCACCUACUCAGAGUGUGGCUAUCGCUAGACUACGAGGACUUUCAAAUGUACUUGAUGAUGAGGAAUAGGCUUUUAAAAUAUUUUAUAUGGAACUAAAGCCAAACAAAAGGCCUCUAUUUAUGGUUUGAAGAAGCUUGGAAGCUAAUGUUCAUUGUGGUAUAUGGUACAUGGUUUGUAACAGCGGAAGGUUGUACAGCGUUUGUCUCACUGUAACACACAGCAGCUAGACAGAUGUCAGUAUUACUAAGGACUUGACUAAAGCAGACCUCAGUGCUGUCCCUGACUGACAGGUCAGCUUAUCCUGCACUACAUCCAGAGAGGAACACACUCAGUGCAGUGGGAAUUUUCAUAAUGUGAUAUUUGCCAUGUAAGGAGUUUGUGGGAAAGGCUUUAGAGGAUGGCACCAUCGUGUUUUAGGAUAAACAUGAAUAUGAAUGGAAACCUUUGAGAUGAACUCAGGCAGCUGAUCCAGAUCCAGAUUCAGACACUUAGAUUUGUUCAGGUCAAUACUUUUGUACUUGUUCUUUUUCUCCUUGAACUGGUGCACAGACUCUACAGAAAUACAGAUACUGUUUGAGUUGCACUACAGUUGUGUCACAACUGCUGAAUGAAUAAAUUGACUUCUCAUCAUAACAUUA